CAAAAGUGUUGCCAACAUCCAGCUCAACUUUUACAGUUGAGACGUUAUAAAUUAUUUUAAUAAAUAUCACGAAGUAAAUUAUAAAACUAAAGCCGUUUUCUGAGUAAUAGAGAAAAAUAAUAUUGUAUUAUGUUUCCAAAAUCUUGAAAAUUCAUAUAAAUAUAAGUGGAAAAUAUGCUUUUUUAACAUGCCAAUUUUUGUACUGUCAUUUCGCUCAUGAUUUCUUGCUUAGAGCACGAUUUGUUGGUAAAACUGCACAUACUAUGAGUAUUUGGAGAUGUAUGCUGUGAAUAUGUACCUGACUUGUCAUUUCUCUAACCUGUCAAAUUGCGACAUCAACUAGAAGUAAAAAAAUACAAAUUUUUCUAUAGUCAUUUUCAUCAUGUUUCAAUAAAAAAUUUUAUAUUUUUAUACACAUUAACAUUGCAAUUAAAAAUAAUGGGAAUUUUACAAUUAGAAGAACAGCCUGCAAUCAUUCAAGCCAUUUUCGCUGGUAUUAUAGAUGAAGUAAAAGAGCUUAUAGAAUAUAAACAAGAUGUAAAUUGUUUAGAUGAAGAGAAACGUACUCCGCUACAUGCAGCGGCUUACAGAGGAGAGACAGCAAUUUGCUCUCUGCUACUUCAGAAUGGAGCUAAGGUUAAUGCUAAGGACAGUAAGUGGGUUACUCCUUUACAUAGAGCUUGUUCAGUAGGAGCAGAUGGAGUCGUACAAUUACUUCUUAGUUAUCAAGCAGAUGUUAGUGCUAGAAAUAAAUUGUGGCAGACACCAUUACAUAUAGCUGCUGCUUGUGAUGCUUAUAGUUGUGUAGAACAAAUUUUACAUCAUGUCCCAAAUCAAAAUGUGAGAGAUAGAUCCGGGAGAAGUCCACUUCAUUACGCAGCUUACAAUGGACACACUAGCAUUUGUGAACUUUUAAUAUCAAGAAAUUGUAUGGUUAAUGCUUGUGAUAAACGAGAUUAUAGACCUUUACAUUGUUCUGUCCAAAUGGGCCAUACUGACACUGCCGAAUUAUUAAUCAAGUAUGGAGCUGACGUAAAUGCUAAAGACAGAAAUCAGUACACACCUUUACAUGUUGCUGCUGCUAGUGAUAUUGAGAGUGUAUGCAGAUUACUAAUAAAUUCAGGAGCUGAUGUGAAUGCACAAAAUGUUUACGGAAAUACCCCUUUACAUAUAGCUUGUUUGAAUGGACAAUCAAACAUAGUUCAGGAUUUACUUGAUUCUGCAGCAAAUAAAAACGCUACAAAUUUUCGAGGGCAGACUCCUUUGCAUAUAGCUGCAGCUAGUACACAUGGAAUGGAUUGUUUAUUAGUUCUGUUAAUUUAUGAUGUUGAUAUUAACUAUCAAAGCUUAGAUGGAAGGACUGCCUUACAUAUGACGGCUAUUCAUGGAAAAUUUAUGAGGAGUAAAUCGCUCAUUGAUUAUGGUGCCCACAUUGAUGUUCCAGAUAAAAAUGGUUGUACACCUCUUCACAUUGCAGCUCAGUAUGGUCAUGAUAUACUAGCUAAUACAUUAUUAAAUUUUGGUGCAAAUCCAUUGAGCAAAGGAUAUGAAGGUAGGACACCCCUUCACAUGUGCUGUCUUUCAGGUUAUGUAGAAUGUGGACGAAAGUUCUUGCAAUAUGUUGUUAAUCUUAAUGAUAAAGAUGAUACUGGCAAAACACCAACUCAUUGUGCUGCUUAUAAAGGAUCAUAUGAGUGCCUAGAUUUACUCGUCAGCAAUGGUGCUAAUUUUAGACUAACAGAUAAUCUCCUACGUCUUCCUAUACAUUAUGCAGCAUCUCAGGGUCACUACCAGUGUGUAUUUACGUUAGUUGGGAUUGGUAGUCCAGUAAAUGAUGUAGAUAUUGAAGGGUGUACUCCUCUACACUUGGCUGCUGCCUACGAUCAUGAUAGUAAAUGUGUCGAUUAUCUCUUAGAUCAUAAAGCAGAUCGAAACAUGAAGGAUAAUAGAGGAUUCACUCCUUUACAUUAUGCAAUAGCUGGUGGUAACAUUAAUGGUGUACGACGACUGUUGAAAAAUGAACAGACUGCCACAGAGAAGAAAGAAGAGGGUGAUGAAAUUAAAAAAAUGAUGGCAAAAUGUUCUGUAGAUAUAACACCAUUACAUCUAGCAGCCAAAUUGGGCAACUUGGAAAUUUUAAAAAUGGUAAUGCCUUUUUUUCCUGAUGUAAAUAUUAGAACAAAUCAAGGAAUAACGCCCUUGCUGUUGGCAGCAAGGGAAGGACAUGCACAAUGUGUUCAUUUUUUACUUCAUUUUGGUGCCAAAGUUGCUGUAGCUGAUUACAUUAAUAAUAUGACUCCUGUUCAUUAUAGUGCCAAAAAUGGACAUUCACAAUGUUUGAGUUUGUUACUUCACAACAGUGAGGAUGAAAAUGUUGUUAACAUGCUUGAUAGGCAACAUCGAACAGCUUUGAUGCUAGCGGUUUCUGGGAAUAACCUCAAAUGUGUCCAUACAUUAUUGAAGUUUGGUGCAGAUCCAAAUAUAGUGGAUACUGAUGAUCAUUCUUGUCUUUUUAGAGCAGUAGUUAGUGGGCAAGAUGGAGUCGUGGAACUGCUACUGUCCAGUAAUGCAACAGUACAGACAACAGAUAUUAAUGGUAAAACUGUAUUACAUUUGGCAGCAGCAUGUGGACAUCUUAAUUGUAUGCAGAUGAUACUUAAUUAUAUGAGUGAGGAACAAGUAAGAGCUAAGGACAAACAGGAAUGUACUGCUCUUCAUUGGGCUUGUUACCAUGGCUAUGCAAAUUGUGUGGAAUAUUUAUUGGAAAAAAAAAUUUUUAAAGAGCUGGAAGAAAAUUCUUUCUCGCCUAUUCACUGCGCUACUUUUUCAGGGUCAGAUAAGUGCCUAGAAUUAUUAGUCAAUUAUUUUGGAAAGCAAAUAGUUAAUUUGUCGGACCGUAGAAAAAGGACGCCAUUACAUAUAGCAGCUUUACAUGGUCAUGCUGAAUGUGCCAAAUAUUUGAUAGAACAAGGUGCUAAUAUUGAAGUUUCUGAUGAGGAGGGUCGAACGCCUUUCAUAGCUGCUGCUCAAUAUGGACAGACUCAAAUUGUUGAACAUUUAUUAACUUGUAAAAUUGACCCUACUACUUGUGAUAGACUUGGCAAUACCGCGUUGCAUUGGGCAUGCUUGAAAAAGCAUAACCAGACUGCCUUAUUAAUUUUAGAAGAUUGUGAAGGGGAUACAGUUGUCAAUAUAGCAAAUAACGAUAAAAAAACCCCACUCCACAUUUCUGCAAGAAAUGGUUUAGUAGAUAUAACUCGGGAGCUAUUGAAAAAAGGUGCAUCUGUCGUAGCUGUAGAUAAUGAAGGAAUGACACCUGCUCUAAGUUGUGCUCCUAAUAUUAACGUCGCGCGAUGUUUGGCCUUAAUUUUCCAGACGUUUCCUUCCAUUAACACAGGGGAAGGAGAUACUGGGACUCUGGAACUAUCAGGCACCGAUGCUAGUUUACCUUUAAAAUUGUCUAUGUUGAACAUAUCUAAAUUAAAUUCAAAACCCGAAUCUAACCAUUCUAGUGAAAAUGAAUUUUAUUAAAUUUGUAUAAUUUUAGAAACAAUUAAGAUAAUUUCGUUAAAAUUGAACUAUAUCACAGAAGAAAGUUGUAUGUGUACCUGUAAAAUGGUAUUGAUUCAAAAGUCCAAAACAUUAACGCACCAUUUUUAAAAUUUAUUUUUAUUUAACAAAGUAAAUAAAAACUCUAGCUUUAUUAUAGUUAUUCUACCAUUUGUUACUGCAUUUAUUAUAAAUUGUCAAAACGAAUCCAGGCUUUUAUAGACAUUCUCGAAAGAAAGUUUUUCACCUUUCCCGCGCAUAACGCCUGGGAUUGUCAAUACAAGUUGUUAUUAAUUUUUAAUCUCAUUAAUUUCAGAUUUGAUCUAAUCUUUCCUGUACUUCUUCAAGGUUAUUGAAUUGGAUUGCCUGUUAAAAAUAUCUCAUUUUUUAACGGAUUAAGGAUUGUCAUUUCGUGGUACUAAUUUCAACCUUUUUUAAAUAAUUUCUGAUAAACUGUGCAGCAUACGGUCCGACAUUAUCUUGCAUUAACACUUUCGCCGCGACUUUUAGGGAGUUUACUCAGGAGUGGCGAUGUUUUUUGAAGAUAAAAUCGUUCUUUCAAAUGUCAAAAUGAUAUUGGUAUAUUCAAAAAGUGUAUAUACAGGGUGUUUUUACUUUUUUUAUCCAUGACGCUCAUAGGAGCCAUGCGCACCUGGCGACGAACUUCUUGCAGAGUGCUGACCGACUCCGAUAGCAGUCAUAACAAAUUCUCAGUUAUUUAGGGUAGGAGGUUUUAAAAACAAUGAGAAAACUCAAAUAUCUCCAUUUAUAGCAUAACCAAAUGUAAAAAAUGAAAAAAUAACAAAAGUUGGAAAAUAAUGGUUCACCAACAACCAACAUAUUUCAAUAAAAAACACCAAAAAUUAUAAAAGAAAUUGCACUUAUAGAUAUAGAUUCCAAAUUAUAAACAAAUAAUUAUUUUUUGGGACAUAAACUUAUUUAUUUUUGGUAUAUUCCCUUCUACAGGUGAACUUUGGUGAGAAACAUUCACCAACGCAAAAUCCAGGUUGAUCCGGACAUUUUGCACAGUGGUAAAUCGUUUGUUUAUGUAACUUAUUUUUGGAUCAUUCUCUGCAACGCUUCCUAUUUACCCGUCCAUCAUUUCUAAUUGAAGGGAUUUUUGUUAGGACAUGUAGCGACUUAUCUCUUCUGACUGUUGUUUGUGAUUCUAUGUGUAUAAGACUGCUCAAAUCAGCCAAUCGUAUAGAGACAUUUUUUGAACAAUAAAUAAGAAUUCAACAACAUCAGCUGAAUAAAAUGGAUUGCUAAUUUUUUGUACCAGCUUAGCGUUUUCCGUUCACUGGGAUAGUAAAAAUUCAGUUGAUCUUGCCGAUCAACACCGCCCAUGUAUUUAUUGUAAUGGAAAAUGGGCUUGGUUUGUUUUCUAUCACGUUUUCUGUUAUGAAUAUACUCUAUCAGAUCGUUUCCAUAUUCAUUACUGAUAUACAAAACAUCUCUUUUAUCUUUCCAUUUUCCGAUCAUAAUAUGACUUGCAUACUGAGCAACCGUCUCUCCUUCCAUAAUUUUUUUGUUAUAACUGUCUUUGGAUUGUUUUUCCGUUUAACAUUGAAGUUACCAGUACAAUAUUUGCUACGUUUUGUUAGAUGAUUAACCAAAUCAAAUGAAUUAUAAAAGUUGUCCAUGUAAACCGCAAGUCCGUUGCGCAAAUAGCCUUCCAGUAAUUCUAAGACAACCCUCGUUGUAUGUCCUUUUCCUCUACUCUCGUCUAUUGCCCCGGAAUAUACUAAAGAUUUUAAAACCACUCCUGAUGGUUCUGUGAGCAUGUAUAAUUUGAUACCAUACUUAUGACGCUUAUUUUUAAUAUACUGACGGAAAAGUAACCUUUCACGCCAUAAUACCAUCGAUUCAUGGAUUGCGAGUUCAUUCCCUGGAUAAUAUAUGGAACACACCUUAUUAUUGAAAAAAUUUAAAACUGGCCGUAUUUUGUAUAAUUGGUCUCUAUUCUUUCCAGUAUGCAAUACUAAUGCAAUAAAUGUUAGCAAUUCUUCAAGGCUAAGCGGCUUCCAUCGGAUAAUUCGAGAUUUUUCAGAAAUUCCUUCCCCACAAAAGAUCUUUUCUGCAUAAUGGUUAAUUUCAUUCACUAUUGAGUUGAGGAAAGUAUCAUCACAAAUCUAGCGAAAAUAGUCAAUAGGCUCGUUAUUUCCAGGGAUUGGCACUAAAGUUCCGUUCGUUUGUUUUCAAAAAUAGAAAAUUAUUCAUGUUUGUAGGUUCAUCACUCCAAUCUGGAACUGUACCAUCACGCCCAUCUGCAAUUUGUGGUUAUUGUUUCGGGUUUACGACAGUUCCUAACAAAAAAGAAACAAUUGUUCGCGAUAUAAAAUAAAUAUAAUGAUAAAUUGUAUACCAUUAUCUUCAUCUGUAUCCUCCUCAGAUUCGGAAUCACCCUCUUCUAAAUCAAAAUCUGGAUCACUCCGGUUACCGGAGUCCGGCAUAUUAUACUCUUCGUCGCAGGAAUACAUCAAAUAAGAUAGCAUUUUUUUGUCUGUGAACUUGUUUGGGUUUCUAUAUGAUGGUUUGGGAUUUUUGAACUUAGAGGAUUGUUGCCCAUCCUCAGCCAACUUGUAUAGAUACAAAUUUUUGGAACUGCUGAAAAUUUUUAAUGUCCAAAGUCGUAAACUAGACGCUGACAAACGCACAAGCACACCUGUGCAACGCUGAGAUCAUACUGGCAAGUUGGAUUGUUCGAGCGCAUCCAGCUAACGAACGCUAUGACCCACAUGAGAGUCAUGGGCAGCGAAAGUGUUAACAAGAUAUUUGCGGCAAUAUAUGUAGCAAAAAGUACUACUACAUACAUUGUGUGUACCUGUAAGAUGUCAUAGUUCUAGUAUUUAUACUACUAUUCGUGCUGCCAUCUACCUUUCCAAACUACAAUAUUUUUCCUGUCCAAAUAUUGUAUUUGGAAUGAAUAUAACGUUCGUUGGAUCCUCGAAAUUCACAAAUGCGUCUGUCUGCUGUACUUACAAUAUCUGAAAUAAACACGUCAACUUGACAUAUUCUCUGUCAAUCUAAUUUUUCUGUUCUUCGAAAAAAUGUAGUCUUCCUCUUUGGUCACCUAUUGUAAAUAUAUUUCUACCCCUUAAUUAUAUUCUUUCAAGAAUAAUUGAAUAGUUCAACACUAACAAUGUACCUCUCGUAUUUAAAUUUGUAUCACAUGUCACAAAUUGCUGUCAAAGAAUCAAAAUCAACCAAUCUUGAAUUGGUAUAUGAUAUAUCUUCAACCACUUUAACUUACUUAGUAUGUGUUGGGCACAUACAUCGUAAAAUAUCAAUUUUGGCCUUUCAUAAUAAACAAAUUUAAUUUUUCAAACAAUUUUUGUAAUUUUGCUUGAAAGAAUUAAAAACGCAUGUGAUGAAUUUAAGCACUAUAAAAACAGUUUAUACCAGUCAGUAAAAAAAAUUGAUUUUUAUUUAGGACUCUUAAAAAUUAAAACCAAACAUUUUAUAAUUUUCAAGCGGUGCAUUAAUUUUUUGAAAAGUGUACUCGGUUUGAAAUAUAUUUAUAUAUUUAGAAAUAAUGGAUUACAUGAACUAGAUGACAUUGUUUAAUUAAAACCUGAGAAUAAGUAUAUUCUAAUAGGAUCACAUAUUCUGUUAUUUCUCUUAUGGGUCUUUCGUUUUGUGUUUCUAUAACAGCAUUAUUGUAAACAUCAAUGAUUAUAAGAUAUGCUUUGUUAAUUAGUAGUCCUAUUUUGAUUUUUUACUUGAUUAUAAUUCUAGGCAAUUUUAAUUUAGAUCGAAAGGAUUAUUUUGGUGUCUUAAAAAAUAUGGUAUUCACCUUUAUGUUAGUAACUGGUGUUUGAAUAGCUUAAGGAAAAUUCAAUUUUUUAUUUUAAUCUCUGGAAUUGUCAUUUUUUCAACUCAAAAGAAAGAUAGUUAUGAGUGCAUUUAAUUAAUUUAUUUUUUUAAAAAGCUCAUCCUAUCAACCACCCACAGUAAAAAGAAAUAAAUUGAAAAUGGUUUCUAUAAAUGGAUGCAACUAAAUUUUAUUAAAAAAAAAAUAGAAAUAUCACAUUUUUUUAUAAUUAAUUAAAUCUAACAUUCAACACAUUGUAUGAGACUAAUUGCUCAUCACAUACUGGCAGGUGGCAAUUGGCACAGCUCUCAAGAGUCUUUCCUCGUAUUUUUUUGACAAGGCAUUGCACAUUUGACAAGAUCCUGUCACUUUUUUUCUUCCUGUUUUAUCUUCUGGAACCACUGGACCAGUAUUAAUCUCGAUUGUUUCUGCUAGUGCAUGACCUACAAUACUUCGUAGUGUAGCGUCUUCACUAACUGAUGCAUCUGAAUGCAUUGAUAACAGAAUGACAGCUUUAUUUUUUCAGGUUUUUGCUGUGCCACAUCUUUUUAAUCUCAAUUGAGAGAUUUGGACAGUUUCUCCUGGUGUUUGCUAAAAACGUUAUGAGUGUUCGGUACAGCUACAUCGAAGAAAAGGACAAAAUUGACUCUUCUAUCGACCACCACGAUGUCAUUCUGUUAUUUGUCACCUGUCUAUCGAUUAUAACGGACCUAUCGUAGUAGAAUCCAAAAUUGUCAUCUUCGAACACCCUCUGCGGCUGGUACUUGAAAUAAGUUGUAUAAGUAUUGAGACCAAACUUGUUGCCACUUUCUGGUGGAUGAUAUUGCAUGCUUGGUUAUGCCGAUAGUCAGUAUUAACUAACACAUUGCAAGCAGAUGUUAUAUGUUGAAUGGUCUCUAAUGAUUGUUGAUAUUUUUUGCAUGGAGUUUUCGGAUUCUUUAUAACAUUUUUCUUGCAGUUUUUCGUGUUAAUAACUUGAUCCUGGAGAGCCAUCAUGAAGCCUGGAAAGAAAUCCUAGGUAUUUGUAGGUUUUUUCGUUUUCCAUUGCCUGUACGAUAUUUCCGUUGGGCAGUUGCACAUUUCCGUUCAUGACAAUACUUUUAGCGAUAUGUAGAGUCUUGUCAUUACCUGACACUCCAAACUCCAUAUGCAUUAUUAUUAUUAUCAUUUGUCACUAACUAUUCAUAUUUCAAGAAAAAAAUAUUUAGAAUUUUUUUAACAAAAUAUUUAAUAUUUAGAUCUGUGGGUACCCCGGUAUCAGGUAGGUUGUUAAAAGACGUCGGUAAAGUUGGUUACUAACAUAUGGGUUAAAUAUUGGUAUUUCUACAAUGAAGAAUAUUGUAGAUUUUUUGUUAAAUUAGUAACAUUAAAAACGAAUCAACGAAUUAAAUAAAAUAUUUAUUUGGAAAGUAUUAUUUUCAUACAACCAGCAUUUUCCACUGAAAUCGCUUAGACCGUACUUGGAAGGGCGUAGGCCUGGUUGUCAACUGCGUUGUGCCUCUAUUAGGUGUAACAAGACUGUGUAUUUACUACUUCAUCUUGUCUAAGGAUAACUUGUAUCUUUGAUCUGUUUCUUUUCAUUGAACACAUCCAAACAUAUUUGUUAACCUCUUUCUCUGUAGUAUAGACAGUUUUCUGGUAUUGAGCUCAUCAGGCAAAAAUAUAUUUUUUCUUUCUAUAUAAAAGAAAUCUUACAUGUUACCCCUUUCUUUCCGAUUAAAACCUCUAGUUUCCGCCCAUAGGAACCACUUACAGUUACUUCGGUGGAAGUAUAUGCCCGGUUUUCAGUUACUUUCCUGUCCCUCCCUUUAUUUUUUGUGUGAAUAAUGUGCCUUAUGGCUGUGUAUGCACUUCUCUAUCUUUCCUGCUAUAAAAUCAGGGAAGCUACUAUAUUUUCCACUGCAGGUACAUACAAUUUCCUUUUAGUAGCACAUCUUGAUAAGAAAUAGGAAAUUUUGAUAUUUUUAUGAUUGCUAUAGCACAAAACUAUUGGGUUAUUCUUCAUUAAUCUAUUAUUGCAACUGUAUUUACACAUUUUCUAGACAUGUUAGCAAAAGUUUUACUUUGAUAGUUUUAUCUAAUAGUAAUGAUUUGUAGAUUGUGUAUCAUGCCAUUUUCAUUAACUAUAAAAACUAUAAUAAAAUAAAAAUCUGAUUCUAAUUACAGAGAAUUAGUAUAGAUAAGAAUUUAUGUUAACAUUGUCUAAAUAUCAAAUUAAGUGAAAGUAUUUGUGGCUAUUUUCGAAUAUAGUUUAUGUGUUGUAAAAAUGUGAUAUUUUCGAAACUGAGGCGGAAAAUAUUUAUUCAUCAAUAUAUAUUUUGACCCAUUCAAAGUAUCCCUAUUAGAUAUAAAUACAAUUGUCCAGCGCUUCUUUAUUUAAUCCCUAAUCAUUACAAAAUGAGUCUUUUCAGUUGGGUAUUAGGGAAAUAUCGUGUUUAUGCGAAGGAUAUUAAAAAAACCGAAUUUAUUAUUAAAAAUUGAUAUAAAAAAUGAGAUGUUGAAUAAAACUUACAAUUUUUAAUUACUUAUAGAAUUCAAAUCAAAUUUUGUAAACCUUUUUUCAACGGACUCAAAUUAGGGUCCAUCAAAUUAUAAUAAUUAUAAUGUGGAAUCCUUAUAUUUUCCAAAAAAAAAUCAUUUUUUAUUUACGGUAAUUAAAGUAUUGUAUUGUACUUACAAUGAAAUAUAUGCCCAAAAUUUUUAUUAUAUUAGUUUGUUAUGGCAUCUUCUUCAAUAUAUCAAUUGUCAAAUUAGAAAGGUUGAAAUAUGAAAAUUUCAAAGUCGAUAAACUUGAUUAAAUUAACAUGUUUUUUGGCAUUCAAAUUGAAACCUUGAAAAUACGAAAACGUAUUUGCUUCAUUUGUCUUUUUAAUGUAAACUCCUCAAUAUUUUUAUAAUAAACUACUACUUAGUUCAUAAUAGAAUAUUUGGCGAUCAAAAGCAAUUAAGCACAUAUGCCUCCUGAUAGGCUCGCCCACUUGACAUUAUCACAGGUGGAUGUAGUUUAAAAAGCCGAUCAGGCGCGUUGGCUUGAGCUUUGGGUUCCGAUGCCAGAUAUAGACUCUAUGAUGAUACCAGUUACCGAGUCAAUGAAAUCAAGCAGCUGUGCUUCCGUGAAACCGAUAUCGGGUUGUCUUGCUCGACUCACAGAUAGCUGCAAAUUCGAUCGUCUCUCCGAUUUAGCGUAGCCUAGCACUACACAAUAAUGUAGUUUUACUGCUUUUGGAGCCAACUCGUUGUUCAAUAGGAGUUCUUGGUCACUUAACAGGCUUUGUCUGGUUCUCAGAGUUUGAAGUCUUGGGUGUUAGAGGGAUGGGGGUUGUGGUAACCUCAAGAUUCGGAACAGAUAAGCCACAAGCCGUCUCUAUAGCUUUGGUCUUCUUUCUCCUUUUUUUUGUCCGUACCACUGGUGUUGCAGCGUUUGAGCCGGGCCUUGUCAACUGUACUGGCCAGAGCUUCGACAUCGGUAAGAACCAAUACUUUGGGGGUAAUGGACUCCGUGGUCCUUCUUUAUUGCAUGUUAUACCCUGGUUGCUUCGUAGCAACAUAAGGGUUACUUUGUUUCUAUUAGCUAGCGCUUUUAGAGUUUGUUUGUACUACGCUAGUUUGGACGUACACUUAAUAGCUUUCAGGAUCUUCAAGGCAGCUAAGCUGUCUAAGAGUAUGUGUAUGUAUAUGUGCUUUCUGUAAAGGUUUCUAUCCAAAUACUCCUAAGCACAUAGCUGAAAAUGAUAGUGAUGUUCCUAGAUGUAUGGAGAGCUUGUAUUAUGGUCCGCAAAUGCCCAAUCCACCACUUUGCGCUAGCAUCAAACCAUCUGUAGAUCAGAGUUAUAUAUUUAGAACUUGCGGUGCCACGAUUGGCGGUCAUUGAUUACCUUUUCGAAUGGGAGGUCUAUGUCUAUCAUGAUGUGAAUUUGGUCCAUUGGUUUGUCACUGCUUUCUAGUUUUUAAUUUUUUAAAAUUCUUAGAUGACCUGUCAGAUUUCAUGGCUGUAACUUUUCAGUCUGGAUUAGUCUAUGUUGUUUUACUAGGGUUGAUCGAGAGCUGCCCUUCAUAAACCCAGUUUUUAAUUGCAUUUUAGAGCUGUUUGCAUCCUGGUAGAAAUUAUAUUCAUGUUUGCCUCAUACUACUACAGCCAUUCAUUAUAGUAAUAGUGGAAGUGUUCCCGAUUAUUUCUGCCGUUACUAUACGCUGUUGUAGAGUCUCAGUCCAUGAAGGUUGUUGAAGCAAUAUCUUUGCUGUCAAUAGCCUUUCUAUAUCUUUAUCUAGGCAAUCUAGUGGUCUUGUCUUUUUGAUAAUCGAAUUGUUUAGUGAGAGCCGUUCUUUUGAGGUUUUGUUCUGUUCAAACCAUAAUUUGUAUGAUGUCUUAUUGAAAUACGAUGAAAUCUUUCGAAUACAAUGGUCCACAAUGCCAAUGCUCAAAUGCGUCUCAAUAUGGCCCGUAAAGCUCAAUAAGGGCCUAAAAAAAAUUUGUUUUGACAAAAUAGAUAAUUUUUUUAAUUUAUAAGCAGUAAUUUUGUGCAAACAACUAAUUUUAUUGUUAUUGUUCAAAUAGUAGGGUCAGUAAUUUUUUUUAUUAUCUAAUGAAUGUGCUUGCCAAUUUUAAGACCUUGAAUAUUAAAUUGACAAUUUUAAAUAAAUCCAUAGUAUAUGAAUGUAUUGUUACAUACAUCGUAUAUUUUUGUUUUAUACCACUAACAGCAAACAGCUCGAUAAUUUUUAUAUUUCUGUUCUUUUGGGUAAAAUGUAAUACCAUGUAAUACCAUUCUAAUUUGACACUGUGUGUUUGUAUUUCACUCAAAAACAUGUUUUUAAUGGACGUUUUUGGAAUCAUGAACUAGUUGAAUGUUUGUAUCUAUAUGAGAAGCUUAGGAGCUUAUAUUGAAAAAAUACGAAAUUAAUUACCGCAGCUAUACAAUGAAUAGAGUACUCGUUUUUUUUAAAAAGUAUUAAUAUUUUUUUAUUUUAUAAGUACUUGAUAUGAAAUGAUGUCAAAAAGUAAAAUAUUUAAUUAAAAGUGAAAAAAUAACCAAAUAUUUAGUUGAAAAUCGCUAAAAUUUAAAAUUUUCAACUCCGUAAGAAAACGAUCUUCAUUGGUAUACAGUUGUGACGUCAUAGGUUUAACACACAUUGAACAGUUGUCUGCUUGAUCAUUACGACGUUAUCAUUGCCGGCAACGUAGCGUGUGCUGUUAUAAUACAGUUUUUAUUUAUUCGUUACGUAUAAAUAAAACAUUUUUUUAUAUAUAAGAAUAAAGUGAAUAAACCUUUUAUCCGUUUAGCUCUCACAUUAUUACAUAAUCACGUUAAAAAUUAGAAUCAUAAUAAACUUAAUUACUAUAAAAUAUUCAUAUAAGUUAAAUUUUAGUCUUAUUAAAAUGAAAAGAUCCUGUCAAAAAAUAAUUACAUCUUGUCGUCAAAGCAACAAUUUCAAACCAUUUUUGUUGUAGUAUAUUUUUGGCAUCACAAAAAAAACUUUAUCAGAUGUUUUAGUCGUGGUAUGUUCACGUUCUGCCACAAAACACGAUUCAUAUACCAUUUUUCAGAUUAUUCUAAGUUUAAUAAUAACGCUUAUUCUAAAAUUUUAUAUACUUUUUAUCAUAUUGAACAUAAAAUUAUUUUAUACCUAUGACGUCACGCAAUAUGGCGGUCUUACUAAAAUGUUUAAACUACCUACAAAAUGUCUGUAUUUUCAAUAAUUUUUUUCUCUUUAAAUAUUGAUCAAAGAAUUUAAAAAAAUAUAAUAUCAAGUUGUAUAUAAACUAUUCAAAACUAUUUUUUGUCAAACCAUGCAAGUACCCUAUUAUUUUUUUGUAAUAAUUUACAUUUGAAGAGUUUAAAAUGUGGUAAAUAGUUGUAAAUAUUAGUACUUUGAUUAUAAGAAGUUGGUACUUCCAGUUAGUUACGUUAGUUUUGUCCACUACUCCAUCUAGUCCUUUUAUAUUGUAUAACUUAGAUAUUCAGUGUUUAUUAGGUUGUAAAUUUUUUAAAUUUUUACAAAAGCAUGUAUAGUCGUUUUCUUAGAUUAUAUCUUUUGUUAAUAGUAGUAAUUGUUUGUAUAUUACGCGAAGAAUUGUGAAAUACAGGGUAUUUGUUUUACCCAAUACAACUGUCUAAUAUAUAAUAAGAGUAGACAAAAUUUAAUGGUGCAGCUUUUCAAGAGAUAUUUCUUAUAAUUUUUGUUUGUAAUAUUAUGAAUCAUUCUCAUAAUCUAUUGAAAAUUACUCAAAUAAUUUAAGUUAAACUUUAUAAUAUAUAAGUAAAAGCUCUCUUUCCAGUAAUAACAAAUCAUACGCUCAGGCAAGGCGCAAAUUGGGACAAGUAUAGCACGUAUGAGUGACACGACUCGUAAAUGCUACACGGGCUGCGUGGUGAUCCGCAUAUUAAAACACGCGUUUUCAAAUGGGAAACGGUGAGUUUUGGAUUUGAUUGGCAGUUCGCAACUAGCCGGCAUCAAAAAAUGUUUGCCAUUUUUCACAAACGAACAAAACAAUUGUUGUUAUUAAGCUUAAGUUCUAAAUCUGAAUCGGAUGAUGCUGAGGAGGAAAUGUUUUUUUAUUCCUUGAUAAGAAAGAAAUUUAAAUCCACUAAUAAAUUUAUCCUAUCGAAGAGAAAAACCAGUAGACAAUUUACAAUUACAACUAAAAUGAGUUAUGUUUCCGAAUUAAUCGAAACCAGUAUCGAAAUCGAAAGUACAUGAGAUGAUUCGUCAUCUUUUAAUUGUAAAUCAUUUGCAAUAUUACUACAAAACCCAUUCUUCAGUUUCAUCUUCAAAUAAUCACCAUUUUUUGUAUCGUAAAGCUCUCUCUGUUCCCUUACCACCUCUAUGAACUUUUCUUAUGCCAUUUUUUCUAAAAAAAAUUCAUGAAAGAUUUGCUACCAUACAUGUGGCACAGUAAACUGUAUCUGAACAACGACGCGUGUCGUAUCAGGUCGCGCUGGGUCGUCAAUUUGCAUCAAUGUAUUCAAUCUUAAAAUUACAAAGCUACGUGCUGUGCUGCUUCACCUCACACGUGCUAUAUGUGUGCCUUGCCUCAAUCUAGGCUACCAACAAGUCUUGCCAAUGACCUCUCAUUUUUAAAUAUUUUUCUUGGAGAAAUUUGACUUAUUUAUGUUAAAAUUUAUAGUAACUAUUGAAUAGAAAAUAUAUAUCCUGACAACCAUCAUAAUAUAACUAUUUUUUCAGAGUAUAUUGAAUGAUAUCAAACUUUAGCUAUUGCUUUAGUCAUUGCAAAUAACCCAGUAAUAUUGAUAUUAGAAUUAACAUUAGAAAUUUAACAAAACUUUUGAUUCCAAAUUCACAAGGUGCAAAAAUAUCAAUCCAAACAUAUGUUUGUUAUUUCCAAUGAGAGAUUUAGGAAUCUCACUAUUGAACGUAAAAUUAGCCCUUGUCUUCAAGGAUUUUUGAUACUUAUCAUGUUUUAAGGGGUUAUUCUGGUCUAGAAGCCUAAAUUUUAGGCAUUUCUGAAUCUAACGUAAACAAAUGAAAAACAUUUUUACUACCCGGUUUUCUAUAUGAUGUUUAUUGAUUGUUUAAUAAUAUUAAAAAAAUCAGAAUUUUAAUAAAUUACAGGCCGGUGAAGUGGGAGCUACAAAGAAACGGUGCACCCUGGUAGACAUGACAUGACAUUCUAGUCUUUGUAAUGAUCUGGAACAAAAAAUUUGAAAAAUAUUUAAGCUGUAAAGAUGUCGAUAUCGCAUUGACCUUAGCCAAAAAAUUCACAAAAUAGCGUCGACAUGAAAAAUUAAUUUUUUACUCCUUUUUUCACCUUUUCAAAUUUUUUAAAAAUUGAAAUUUUUUACAAUCCAAGGCAGUCGAGAUCGGAGAUAUAUAAAAAAGAUUUCCACCGAAUAUCAAACGAAUCGGUUGGGUACAUAUCACAUCAAUCACUUCAAAAAAAGUAGUUUCGAGUUUUAAGUAACAAUUCCAGUAGAAUAACUCUCAUCCGACUUAGCUGCUACGGUACACAAUCUACUGUAUGUUCGUUUAAGAACACUCUUAAGGGUGUAAGCUUUGAAAUUUGCAAAAAAAUCAAUUUUUUAAAAUUUCUAGACCAGAAUUCCACCUUAAAUUGAGUAUACACUAUAUUUUUAUCUCAAUCAGGUUAAUGUCUUUUCAUUUACCAUUUUCGUCGUGCCGUUCAAUGUAAAUUCUUUCUACCUCCUAAUCUUUAUUCUAUUCAAGUUCAAUGUUAUACUCAUGAUCCUUCUUUUUCUCUCUUGAUUUUCCAGUUAAUACUAAUUUUCGAAGCAUCUCUUUUUUUGAAUUUCAAUGAACAUUUUUAUUUAGUGUUAUUUAGGAUUUUUAUACAACUGGUGUUCCUUCUUCUUCGCCAUCUCGUCUCUAUUCAUAUUCCCCCAUAAAUAGCUCGUAAAUAUCUUCCACGUUUGUUUCUUGUGUUAUAGUUAGUAUUCAUACCUUGCAAACAUAAGUGUGGUGAUUCUGUCUUUGGUUGUUUUGAUGAGUUCUUUGAUUUCUGUAUAUAUUUUCUCCAAUAUCCAAAUCGGUAACGUUAUUUGUUAUUCCAAAGAAAAAUUCUUAAUCAUUAGGUGUACUUUACGGAUUGUUUUCUUUACAUGACUCUUCUGUUCUGUAACCAUAUAUUUUGGUCUACUGCAAAAAAUUGUUCCCUUUAAUAAUAUUAAUAAUAACAGGGCUAAAGUUGAAUUAAAUGGUGCUGUCGACAGACUAAGCUAUUCCCGAUGAUGUUUCUUUAUUCAUUAUAAGGCCCAUCGAUUUUUAUUGUUGGAUAAAUCCAUUUAGAAUGGGCAAUAAAUUGUUUAUAUAUUUUUUUUUUAUAUUAUUUAUAAAUACUUAUAAAAUUAAUUUACACGAGGUAGUUUAUUAUUCUGAUACUACCCGAACUGAUACCAAAAAUAAUAUAGAAAAUGAUCUAGAAAAAUUAAAUUUUUAAAUACAAAAAUUUUAACUAUAGUUUAAUAUAAGAAUUUGAUAAUUUAUCAAAUAGUGAGUAUUAAAACUGAGGUUUGGAAUUUUGUCUAGCCUAAUUUCUUAACUGUGCAUAUUUGAAGUAAAUUAUCUUAUUUGUAUAGAUUGCUUUUUCUAUACUGUUUUCUAUGAUUACUUUAAUGUUUAGGAAAAUGCGUUUAUUGUGUUUUUGUUAUAUAAUAUAUAUAAAUUAAAAUGUUUAAUCAUACAUAUACAUCAUACAUAUACAUCUUUGAAAUUUUUUUAUUACUAAUUUAACUUUUAAAUUGUGUUUUUUAUAAAAUAUUUGUUUCUGUCAUGUCAAAAGUAUUUAAUUAAUUUAGCGGUCCAAACAAAAUUACCUGACAAAGCAAUAAUAAUAAAGCAUCACAAAAUGGUACCCAAAAUGGAAAUAAAUGUAUUCUGUAUAUACCCGGUUAUAUAUUUUAAACGUAUUUUAGCUUAACGACCUUGUAACUUCAAAAUUCUAUAAAUUUAGGGGUAUAUUAACAAUGCAAUCACAAAAUAUACUAAGGCUAAAAACUUUCUAUUUCCUAUGAAAUCGUUAUGUUUUAUGAAUACCAAUCUUAUUUUUAUUACUUUCAUUCAGGUAAGAUUGUUUUACAUGCUAAAUGACUAGAGUAUAGUAAUUGCAAUCAGUUAUACUUCAAAUCCAUGUCUUGGUUUCCUUUAACAAAUAAGAAGGAAAGUUUGAAACUAUUGAAUUAUGCUAAAUUUUCAUAACUUCGAAAUGAUAAGCUACUUCCAUUUAUCCCAGUAUUGUUAACAGGCUACUCAACAUCUUAUCCCUUUGUGAAUCUGGUAGAGUUAAAUAAAGCAAAUAUGUCUCUCCAUUGUAAAUCUUGUUAUCUGAUUGAUCUAUUAUUUUAUCAUAUUACUCUAAUCAUAGUUCAUAGCUUAGAUAGUAAGCUGUUAAGAACCUUUGCGCUCAUAACCCUCCUGCUCGUUGUGCCCCACUUGAAGGUACUAAAGGCUGUUGUCUUUAUAUAUACUAUAUAUAAGCCAAAAUAUUGAAUAUUAGAAAUUGAGGCAUAAUUACAAAACUCAAUCAUUUGCUUUAGCAUGGAAAAUCCAUUUGAAUAUUUUUAGUGGAAGUAUCUUUCCAUUUGAUUAGUUCUGGAGUAUUUAAACAAUAUAUAAAGUUCUGUGUUUUCGUUUAACAAUAAGGUCAUUUUUUUGGACUAGAUUGUGCAGGGUUUCCUCCAAAUAAAGUCAUUUGGCAUGCAAACUUGCUGAAUUUUACCACCAUUUCUGCACCUCAUACGCCACUUUGUUGUUUACUAUCUUUUCUACUUCUCUGUAGUUAUUUGAAGUAUCCCUCUUUUUUUAUAGGGUACUACCAUUCACUUUACUUUCUUUUACUUCCGAUUUAAAGUUCUCAUUUAUGUGUCUGUUAUUCUAGAGAUGAAUUUAUGACUGCCUUAUUACAAAUGAAAAAACUUCAAAGUUAUCCUACUAAUAUUUCUAGAUUACAAGGCCAUCAAACAGGUCAACUCCCCUGCCUGGAUGUUAGAUACUUAGCUAUUCAAAUAUAUUCCUUAUAGUAUCGUCCAUAUUUUCUUGGAUUUUCUUCUGAUCCAAAUUUCGGUAGAUCUGUUUAUUCUUGAUAAGAGGCGUUCACUGCUUGCCUUGGGCUAGGUUUCUUUUUAUUGCGCUUGGCAGUUUAUCCUCAUUCUGUAGAUGCAUAAUAAGGAUAAGAAUGACUCUGAAGAGGUAAAUCUUGGUCUUCAGCUACAGCUUGGAUCGUCUUCUGCUGAGUUAUUCCCAAUAUUCUUCAUGUUAUCUUUUUUUUUUGUCCACUAGACAGUCCAUAUGUAGGCGUCACGAGGAAUACUGCUUGGGUCUUUCUUGAGCUGAUGAUGAUCUUCCUUGUCACCCGCGAAAGGGUAUUUUUAUCUUACCCGUUAUGGCUAUCUCAAACAAAGUCAAAUUAGUAAUUAGAUUUUUAAUAAACGUAUAACUGUAGAAUGUUUUGUUUCCUCAUUUGACAGGUGUGCCUGCUGCUAAUAAAUAAACAAAUUUAAAUAUGUUGUAUCUCGCAAACAAGAGCAGCAAAAUUGGAAUUUCUAGAACCGUUGGUGAUAUUCAUACUGAACACACUGUUUACACUACACAGUGUUUUCAGUAAGAACAACUAAUCUGUAAUUAUUCAGUAAUUUUUCAACUUAACUGAAAAUAAUUGAGAAGCUGCUAGUAUUCAGUUCGAAAUAAUUUUUAAAUCUUGUCUUCACAAUUCAUGUUUCAUUGGUUUAAUAUUUAAUAUAAUUAUUCACUUAUCUCUUCUAAUUAUUGUUAUCAUGCAUACUUAUUGUGAUGUUUCAGUUACUAUUGAAUUGUAUUUUACACAAUAAACAUUUUUU
Diorhabda sublineata is the source of this 18672-nucleotide messenger RNA. RefSeq names its product serine/threonine-protein phosphatase 6 regulatory ankyrin repeat subunit A-like. Bases 439 to 3531 code for a protein of 1030 amino acids. NCBI's taxonomy places the organism in Eukaryota, Metazoa, Arthropoda, Insecta, Coleoptera, Chrysomelidae. Gene Ontology annotation, cellular component: cytoplasm. The record is from RefSeq and is a predicted model, not a curated record. Gene Ontology annotation, molecular function: protein binding. The transcript is spliced from 19 exons.